Molecule: messenger RNA, 767 nt
Organism: Dentiscutata erythropus
Lineage: Eukaryota; Fungi; Glomeromycota; Glomeromycetes; Diversisporales; Gigasporaceae
Source: the annotation of a GenBank genome assembly
UCGUCUUGUUCUUCAUCAUAGAAGAAGUGGAAGUCAAACUGCUCAGCAGAAGUGGGUCCUUACCAAAGAUGGACGUAUUCAAUUAAGAGAUAAAAAUUUCGUGCUUGAAGUUAAAGACAAACAUGUUAUUCUUUGUGACGCUGGAAAAACCUUCAAGAAUCCCCUGGCUUCACAAUUUCAUAUAAUGCCACUCCAUCCUGUGAAGAAAGGUGGUGCCGCUAUUGGGGUUGUUAGACUAGAAUUGAUUGGCGCUAAAGGCUUAAAAGGUGUUGAUUCUUUCUUGGCUGGUGGAAAAUCUGACCCUUAUGUUCGAGUAUUCCACGCUGGUAAUAACAAAGACAUUAUCGCUCAAACUAAAGUCAUAGACAAUGACUUGAAUCCAGUGUGGAAUGAAGUUCACUAUCUACCAGUUAGAUAUAUUGGUGAAAAGCUCAUUUUGGAUGUGAUGGAUUUUAACACUUUUAUAAAAGAUAAACCGCUUGGAAAUUGCCAUUUAGAAAUUACUCAUGAGCUUGUUAAAGAAGUUUCAGAAGGUGUUUAUGAAGGAAGUGCAAAUGGUAUUGACGUUACGGCAAAGCUUACCAUUCAAGGUCAUAUUCAUUACAAAGUGAAAUUCUUCCCAUUGGAGCCUCUUCCAAAACCUUCUCCCGAUUUUCUUGCCAAACUUAAAGAGAAACCUUUUGGUCGUUCAGCAUUUUAUGUUCUUAUCACAUUACAAGCUCCAAAUGGUGGUUUCCCUCCUUCUGAUACAUUAGCCAAUCUAUUUG